This is a messenger RNA of Medicago truncatula (barrel medic), 3540 nucleotides long. RefSeq names its product probable leucine-rich repeat receptor-like protein kinase At1g35710. Gene Ontology annotation, molecular function: protein binding; ATP binding; protein kinase activity. NCBI's taxonomy places the organism in Eukaryota, Viridiplantae, Streptophyta, Magnoliopsida, Fabales, Fabaceae. Gene Ontology annotation, biological process: protein phosphorylation. The record is from RefSeq and is a predicted model, not a curated record. Bases 55 to 3468 code for a protein of 1137 amino acids. The transcript is spliced from 2 exons.
UUCUAUUAUACUUUGAGUGAUUAACUAUACUCUCAUUGUUUUCAAAUUUCCAAAAUGCUUCAUAGAAUGAAGCAGUUACAACCAAAGCAGUGUCUUCUUGUGUUCUUCUAUGUGUUUGUUAUGGCCACAUCAUCUCAUACUGCAACAAAAAUCAAAAGCAGUGAGACAGAUGCUCUGUUGAAGUGGAAAGCAAGCUUUGACAACCAAAGCAAGACACUACUCUCUUCAUGGAUUGGUAAUAAUCCUUGUAGUAGUUGGGAAGGAAUCACAUGUGAUGAUGAAUCAAAAUCAAUCUACAAGGUAAAUCUCACCAAUAUUGGACUAAAAGGUACGCUUCAAACUCUCAAUUUCUCAUCACUUCCAAAAAUCCAAGAAUUAGUUUUGAGAAACAACUCCUUCUAUGGAGUUAUUCCAUAUUUUGGUGUGAAGUCCAAUCUAGAUACUAUUGAGUUGUCAUAUAAUGAACUCUCUGGUCAUAUUCCCAGUACCAUUGGUUUUCUGUCCAAACUCUCUUUUCUUAGUCUUGGUGUUAAUAAUCUCAAUGGUAUCAUUCCUAAUACCAUUGCUAAUCUAUCCAAACUCUCAUAUCUUGAUCUUAGUUAUAAUCAUCUCUCUGGGAUUGUUCCAUCUGAGAUAACCCAAUUGGUUGGUAUUAAUAAGUUGUAUAUAGGUGAUAACGGUUUUAGUGGUCCCUUCCCUCAAGAAGUAGGUAGACUGAGGAAUCUAACAGAACUUGAUUUUAGCACUUGCAAUUUCACAGGAACUAUACCAAAAUCAAUAGUAAUGUUGACCAAUAUAUCAACUCUUAAUUUCUAUAACAACCGAAUUUCUGGCCACAUUCCUCGUGGUAUUGGAAAGUUGGUAAAUCUCAAGAAACUAUAUAUUGGAAAUAAUAGUCUUUCUGGCUCCAUUCCUGAAGAAAUUGGAUUUCUAAAACAAAUUGGUGAACUUGAUAUCUCUCAGAACUCUCUCACUGGUACAAUCCCUUCUACAAUUGGAAACAUGAGCAGUUUAUUUUGGUUUUACCUGUAUAGAAACUAUCUCAUUGGUAGGAUUCCUAGUGAAAUUGGGAUGUUGGUCAAUCUCAAGAAACUAUAUAUUAGAAAUAAUAAUCUUUCUGGCUCCAUUCCUCGAGAAAUUGGAUUUCUAAAACAACUUGCUGAAGUUGAUAUCUCUCAAAACUCUCUCACUGGUACAAUCCCUUCUACAAUUGGAAACAUGAGCAGUUUAUUUUGGCUUUACCUGAAUAGCAACUAUCUCAUUGGUAGGAUUCCUAGUGAAAUCGGAAAGCUCUCUUCCCUUUCAGAUUUCGUGUUGAACCAUAACAACCUCUUGGGGCAAAUUCCUUCUACUAUCGGAAAUUUGACAAAACUUAAUUCGUUAUAUCUUUACUCAAAUGCCCUCACUGGAAAUAUUCCGAUAGAAAUGAAUAACCUUGGCAAUUUGAAAAGUCUGCAAUUAUCAGAUAAUAAUUUCACAGGUCAUUUACCUCACAACAUAUGUGCUGGUGGAAAGUUAACUUGGUUCUCCGCCAGCAAUAACCAAUUCACAGGCCCAAUUCCAAAGAGUUUGAAGAACUGCUCUAGCCUUUAUAGAGUAAGGCUUCAACAAAAUCAACUAACUGACAAUAUAACUGAUGCCUUUGGCGUGCAUCCAAAAUUGGACUACAUGGAAUUGAGUGAUAAUAAUUUGUAUGGCCAUCUAUCACCGAAUUGGGGAAAAUGCAUGAAUCUCACAUGCCUUAAAAUCUUCAAUAACAAUUUAACAGGAAGCAUACCGCCAGAACUAGGCCGAGCAACAAAUUUACAUGAACUAAACCUGUCUUCAAACCAUCUUACGGGAAAAAUUCCAAAGGAGCUAGAAAGCUUAUCUUUGUUGAUCCAACUCUCGGUAAGUAACAAUCAUCUUUCAGGAGAAGUUCCUGCACAAGUUGCAUCAUUGCAAAAACUAGAUACCUUGGAGCUUUCAACAAAUAAUUUAAGUGGUUCAAUCCCAAAACAACUUGGAAGUUUGUCAAUGUUAUUACACUUGAAUUUAAGCAAAAAUAUGUUUGAAGGAAACAUUCCUGUCGAGUUUGGCCAAUUAAAUGUUCUUGAAGAUCUUGAUCUUAGUGAGAAUUUUUUGAACGGAACCAUUCCAGCAAUGUUUGGACAGUUAAAUCACUUAGAAACAUUGAAUCUCUCACAUAAUAAUCUUUCUGGUACCAUUCUCUUCAGCUCAGUUGAUAUGUUAAGCUUGACAACUGUAGAUAUAUCGUACAACCAGUUGGAGGGUCCGAUUCCAAGCAUUCCAGCCUUCCAACAGGCUCCAAUUGAAGCACUGAGAAACAACAAAGACUUGUGUGGUAAUGCUUCUAGCCUAAAGCCUUGUCCAACAUCCAAUAGGAACCCUAAUACUCAUAAGACUAACAAAAAAUUGGUGGUAAUUUUACCCAUCACUCUAGGCAUUUUUUUGUUAGCAUUAUUUGGUUAUGGGAUCUCCUAUUAUCUAUUUCGAACUUCGAACAGAAAAGAAUCCAAGGUUGCAGAAGAAUCACACACUGAAAAUCUAUUUUCAAUAUGGAGUUUUGAUGGAAAAAUUGUGUAUGAAAACAUUGUUGAAGCCACAGAAGAGUUUGACAACAAGCAUCUCAUUGGGGUUGGAGGACAUGGAAGUGUUUACAAAGCAGAGUUGCCUACAGGUCAAGUUGUAGCUGUGAAGAAACUCCAUUCAUUACAAAAUGGAGAAAUGUCCAAUCUGAAAGCAUUUGCAAGUGAGAUCCAAGCUUUAACAGAAAUCCGACAUCGAAACAUUGUGAAGUUAUGCGGUUAUUGUUCACAUCCAUUGCACUCAUUUUUGGUUUAUGAGUUCUUGGAAAAGGGUAGCGUGGACAAGAUUUUGAAAGAAGAUGAGCAAGCUACUAUGUUUGACUGGAAUAGGAGGGUGAAUGUCAUUAAGGAUGUAGCUAAUGCACUAUACUACAUGCAUCAUGAUCGCUCACCAUCAAUUGUUCAUCGCGAUAUAUCCAGUAAGAAUAUUGUUUUGGAUUUGGAAUAUGUGGCUCAUGUCUCAGAUUUCGGAACAGCUAAGUUUCUCAAUCCCAAUGCUUCCAAUUGGACCUCUAAUUUUGUAGGCACCUUUGGAUACACUGCUCCAGAACUUGCAUACACAAUGGAAGUAAAUGAGAAGUGUGAUGUGUAUAGUUUUGGAGUAUUAACCUUGGAAAUGCUUCUUGGAAAACAUCCUGGAGACAUUGUAUCUACAAUGUUGCAAUCAAGUUCUGUAGGCCAAACAAUUGAUGCUGUUUUGUUGACUGAUAUGUUGGAUCAACGCCUCCUUUAUCCUACUAAUGAUAUCAAGAAAGAGGUGGUAUCAAUUAUAAGGAUUGCAUUUCAUUGCUUAACUGAGAGCCCACAUAGUCGCCCUACAAUGGAGCAAGUUUGCAAGGAGAUCGCAAUAUCAAAGUCAUCUUCCAGGUCAUGUACAUGAUAGAGAAAGGGGUGAUUUAUAUAAGGAAUAAAUUAUAGCUAAGUUUGAAUGUUUUCUUUGCUUUCACUCAGA